AUGGAAAAAGCAAAACUAGUAGUGCCAGUAAGAAAGUUGGAGAAUUCUGCAUCAAACCAGUUACAUGGCUAUGAUCCUGAGAAGUUAGAAAAAAUUAAAGUUAAAGACGAUGUUAACCGUUUAAAUCAUGUGAAGGAGCUAAUUAAUAUUGAUAAUGACUUGAAGAAUUUAGUUAAGAAAGUUAAAAUACGUAGGUACAUUGGUCUGAUGUAUCAGAUCACCAUUUUGAAGAUUUACCUGAGCAGACAUCUAGCCAAAUUGAGAAAUGCAAAAAAAGUUAAUAUUUUAAAUAGUCAUAUAGUUCAACAUCACUCAUAUAAGAAAAUUGAUUUCAACGCUUCUUUAGCUCAGAACCAGAAUUUACCAUCCAAAUCACCAAAUAGAAUGGGUUUGAAGAUGCUUCCAAGAACAUCAAAAAAUCAACAUUUUCACAAAGGGGGAGUAUUUCUUUGA
Molecule: messenger RNA, 453 nt
Organism: Cryptosporidium ubiquitum
Lineage: Eukaryota; Apicomplexa; Conoidasida; Eucoccidiorida; Cryptosporidiidae
Exons: 1
Coding region: 1-453 (150 amino acids)
Source: RefSeq, a predicted model, not a curated record